Molecule: messenger RNA, 3459 nt
Organism: Hypoxylon trugodes
Lineage: Eukaryota; Fungi; Ascomycota; Sordariomycetes; Xylariales; Hypoxylaceae
Product: WD domain-containing protein
Exons: 1
Coding region: 335-3358 (1007 amino acids)
Biological process (GO): regulation of mitotic cell cycle; mitotic spindle organization
Cellular component (GO): mitotic spindle
Molecular function (GO): protein binding
Source: RefSeq, a predicted model, not a curated record
UGAACAUGACUCGCGGUGUGGCUUCCAAUUGACAUUGUGUUCUCUAGCAUUUGAAUCUUUCAUCUUUCCCUCUUUGCACCUACUACUAUCUAUUUAUUCCUAAAAUUAGAGAGCAUUACAAACGCCUUCUUCCAUUGUCUUAACUAAUUUAUUUGUACCGUUAAUGAUCUUUGCUGUCUCACCUUUUUCCUAAUCCACAAGGCACUACUCUCCAUGACACCUCACCGCAUAGAAAUUUCCAGCACUAUCAAUAUUACUUGAAGAAAAGAAAAUCUUUUUCUAGCUUGGAACCCUCUCAGCCUUAUAGUAUUCUAGAGAAAUCAAUGGCAACAAGAUGGCAUCCACUCCUUCGAAUCGGCUGAGAUUGACUCCAUCGAACUCACCUUACCUUCCUCAUCCUAUUCGGUCGCCUUUCCGAGGCCGACCGCCCAUGGACCCUCGCCUGUCUUUGAAACGAGUUGUCGGUACCACUUGUGUUUCGCCCACCGGUUUUGACACCGUAAACUCUUCCUUUGCCUAUAUCGCAGGCGCAGCCGUGGUCGUGGUAGAUGUCGACGGAGCUGAAUAUACUCAGCGUUUUUUCAGAGCUCGCCCGACCGCUCUCCCCAUCUAUAGCACUCCUCCGCUUCCUUACUCUCCAUCGACACCAACGCAAACUCCGAAAGCGAACGAUAGUCGAAAUAGAGUCUCUUUGCGAGAGUCGACAUUUGGCACCCAUGAUUGGGCUGAAUCCCCCACGUCAUCGAAGACGUGGACCAGUCGAGAACGGAUCAAGGCCGCAACGUGUUUGGCUCUCAGUAAGGAGGGGAGAUUUCUAGCCGUUGGAGAAACCGGUUACGCUCCUCGAGUGCUCAUUUUCAAUCUUGAGGACAACUCGUCGGAUACUCCCCUCGUCUCUAUUAGCGAGCAUGCAUAUGGAGUCCAAGCUGUUGCUUGGUCACCCGACUCAAAAUACCUCGCCUCGCUCGGAUCCGCCAACGAUGGCUUCCUAUACAUUUGGAAGAUCGACCCCAAGACUGGUGCUGCAAAGCUGUUUCAACAAAACAGAUGCACAUCUUAUAUCCGGGGUAUGAUAUGGGUUGGCAACAAUCUAAUCACUUUAGGUGUGCGUUAUGUAAAAGUGUGGCGAAUUGAAGAGGGCCAAUCGACGUCUCCCUUAAAGCAAAAAUUCGUUGGAGAGUCGAGUACGACCCCUCAGCCACAUCAAAAGACGUUACCUGGCCGAAACGUUUUGCUUCGUAACAUGAUAGACGCAACAUUUUCAUGCGCCGUUGCCAUCGACGAUACAAAGGCCAUCAUUUGCUCUGAGACGGGCGAUAUAUGCCUUUUCGACGAUACGGAUAAGCAGAUGAAGUUGACUAAUGUCCUCGAAAGUGGAUUUAUAACAACUUGUGUCACGAUCCGUGGAAACGUCGUGUAUCUCGGCGGUAAAUCGGGAACCUUGGCCACUCUUGAUUUGGAAGCCUUCCUCAAGUGCAGUCCGGAUUGUUUGAAUACAGAAGUAGGCUCAUUUUCGGGCAUUCUUGCCAUGGGCUUUCUUAAGGAGAAUAUGGUUACAGUCGAUGUCAAGCGUUCCAUCCAUGUCUGGAACCUUGAAUAUGCCCAGGAAAAAUUAGAAUUCAAAGAGCCGAUUCCAAUCCCUGGACAUCGAGAACCAGUCUUGGGUGUCGAAGCUCUCAAGCGUCCGAAUGCUCCGGGCGCGGACUUUUACAGCUGGUCUGGAUCUGGAGAAGUUAUACUGUGGGAUGUUGAAGGCAAGGUCAAGCGCUCCUUUCAGGUCCCGCUUGAAGAGGCUUGCUGCGAUGAUGAAUCCGAUGUGCUCAAUCAGUUAACCCUAGUUCGAGCCACAGAGGGCGGCAAUUUCUUUGUCACGGGCGAUAAAUUGGGAAUUAUCAAGAUUAUCGACUUUUCAACUAUGAAAUGUGUGUCUUCUAUGAAAGCUCAUGCUUCUGAUUGCCAAUUCAUCACCACAUUCGAGGACAAGUCAAAAUUCAUUAUUGCGACUUGUGGUCGAGAUCGUACAGCGCAAUUAUUCCACAAGACGGCCGGUGGCAAAUUCGAACAUUUCCAAACUCUCGAGUUUGCUGCUAGAGUGGUCCAAGUACUGGUCCCAUCGGCCGACAGGGUGAUUACCUGUUCUCUAGAUAGGGCAUUGCAAGUCCACGAUCUGAUAACGAAGGAGGGUGAUCCAGAUGUUAUGGCGGCUAUCCCUUCCAAGACCCUUCCCUUGAAGGUUUCCCCAGCAUCGAUGGCAAUGGGACCAGAUGGGAAGUCAUUGUUUGUGUCGCUUUCAGAUCGAUCCGUUUGCUCGUUCGAUCUGGAAAAUGGGAAGCUUGCGAAUUCAUUCAAAUGUACCGACGAAAGCGGGACCGAAUCUGUUGUGUUGGAUUCCCUUAUUGCCCGGGCAGCUACUGAUAAGGAGCCCGCGUUUCUCCUCGGCCUCUCGAAUACCGACAAGUCAAUCAGGAUAUACGACACACAGACAGGCACAUUCUUAGAUCGCGAAUGGGGUCAUACUGAGGCCAUCAAUGGAAUAGCACUGCUCGAGGAGGAGGGCGGCAAGCGAAGGGCUGUAAGUGUCGGAUCCGAUGGCACGAUUAUGAUAUGGGACAUGGAUUUACAAGAUCCAUCAUGGGGCACAUCUACUCGCGAACCGUCUCCAAUCAAAGACAGUUCCACUGUCUCCCGACCCACACUCCGACGUGUUUUUUCCAAGGCUGAGUUGGCUGAAUUUCAGCGAUCCUCCCCUUCUAUCGCUGGCCGACGAUCACCUCCACGCACACUCAACAAAAGAAAAUCUAUAUAUAACUUAGCAUCUACGCCCUCAUCAAGGACGCCUAUUGCCCCACUUCAAACCGGACCUGCGCUCACUGUUCCUGAGGAUACACCGUGUAGACGGCCAUCAGCGGAUAGUCGGUGUACCAGUCCACCAGCGAGUCCCAGGACUAAAGUAAGAAGGCGCCCAUCUCUACCCGUGCUUAAUUCCAAUAAAACAAAGAGUAAUGGUAAUUUGAGGGCAUUCGGUAGCCUCAGUAUGGCCACCGAGCAGGCUUGUCGGACACUCCGAGCCUAUCGAAAGAAGCUUUCAUCUACAGAUCCAAUUAGCCAAGAGGUCCUGGCUGAGUUAGAUCAAGAAUUACGCCUCACGGCUGUCGCAUUGGGCGACAGGGCUACGAGAAGUAAAGCCAUGAGUGAUUCUAUGCUCAACGGCCUUCUCGAUCAAUACUCGGAGCGUUUAGUUGCCCUGCUAGACGAAAAACUCCGGAUAAAUUAUCGAUCACCCUCGGAUCAAGAGCCGGACUCGCCCAGUAAACGUCCCGGGUCAUCCGGAGCCGACUCUAGUAGCGGCUCAACAUAAUUCGUACACUCAUUCGUAAUAUGUAUUAGCCAUUUGUACAUCAAAAAAUGCGCAGUGUAAAGAAUGCGCUAUAGCAUGAAGGAACUAAGGAAGGAGGGUGG